AUGCCUGCAGAAGUUAUAAGCGAACCAAAUCCACAAGCUCUGUCGUCGCAUCUGCCAGACUAUCUUGAGAAAUUGAGCGUCAGCUUGGAACGUGAGAAACUAGAUGAAAAGACCUACGAUGCCUUGCUCAAGUUCCGCCGAGCGGCUUGUUACAUUGCGGCAGCUAUGAUAUUUCUGCAAGAAAAUACUCUUUUGAACAUCCCCGAAGUCUUCAAGUCGGUCAUCAUGACUGAUAUCAUACUCUCAGGUCACUGGGGAACAUGUCCGGGCCUAAUCUUUGUUUACUCUCAUUUGAACUACCUGAUCCGGACGAUGAACCUGGACAUGUUGUACGUUGUCGGUCCAGGACAUGGUGCACCGGCAAUACUAGCCGCGCUAUGGCUGGAGGGUUCGCUGGAGAAAUUUUAUCCCCAGUAUUCGCGAGACGAAAAAGGCCUACACAGAUUGAUCUCGACCUUUAGUACCACAGGUGGCUUUCCCAGCCACAUCAAUUCCGAGACCCCCGGUGCUAUCCAUGAAGGUGGAGAACUGGGAUACGCUCUAGCAGUGUCCUUUGGGGCUGUCAUGGAUAACCCUGAUCUGAUAGUGACUUGUAUCGUUGGGGACGGGGAGGCUGAAAGCGGUCCCACUGCUACGUCUUGGCAUGCGAUUAAGUACAUUGAUCCAAAGGAGUCCGGUGCAGUUUUGCCAAUUCUGCAUUUGAAUGGAUUCAAGAUCAGCGAGCGCACUAUCUUCGGGUGCAUGGACCACAAAGAGCUUGUGACUCUCUUCAGUGGAUACGGGUACCAGGUUCGCUUUGUGGAGGAUAACAACGAUAUUGACGCAGAUUUGCACACCUCUAUGGUCUGGGCCGUCAAUGAAAUUCAGAGGAUCCAGAAGGCUGCCCGUUCUGGGAAGCCGAUUAUGAAGCCAAGGUGGCCGAUGCUGAUUCUGCGUACUUCCAAGGGCUGGACUGGGCCCAAGCAGCUUCAUGGCAAGUUUCUUGAGGGCUCAUACCAUUCGCACCAGGUGCCAUUGCCAAAAGCAAAGACCGACAAGGAACAACUAGAUCUGCUGCAGAAGUGGCUGUCUAGUUAUAAGCCAGAAGAGCUGUUCACUUCGAACGGUGAUGUAAUUGAUGAGAUCAAGUCUGUGAUACCCACAGAAGACAAAAAGAAGCUUGGCCAGCGCAUCGAAGUCUACGACAGUUAUACACCACCGAAUCUGCCGGAUUGGAAGCCCUUCUGCGCGGAGAAAGGCUCUCAAGAAAGCGCUAUGAAAGCAGCUGGCACCUUCAUUAAUCAGACAUUCAAGGACAACCCGAAUAGCGUGCGACUGUUCUCACCAGAUGAGCUGGAAAGCAACAAACUCGAUGCGGUAUUUGAAGGCACGAACCGCAAUUUCCAAUGGGACGAGUUCGCCAACGCCCGCGGCGGCCGUGUAAUUGAAGUCCUUAGCGAGCAUAUGUGUCAAGGAUUCAUGCAGGGUUAUACCUUGACUGGGCGCAUUGGUAUUUUCCCGUCUUAUGAGAGCUUCCUCGGCAUCAUUCAUACGAUGAUGGUGCAGUAUGCCAAGUUCAUCAAGAUGGGACUGGAAACAACUUGGCACUCCGGCGUCAGUAGUGUGAACUACAUCGAAUCGAGCACCUGGGCACGCCAGGAACACAACGGCUUCUCUCACCAGAACCCAUCCUUCAUCGACGCUGUACUAAAACUGAAGCCUAAUGCAGCUCGGGUUUACUUGCCACCAGAUGCGAAUACUUUCCUGACAACCAUUCACCAUUGUUUAAAAUCAAAGAACUACAUCAACCUGAUGAGGCGGAAAGCCACUGUCGCGCAGGAGCAUCCAUUUGGGAAGUUCUGCAGCACGGACGAUGGAACUAAUCCAGAUGUCGUGCUGGUCGGUAUUGGUGUUGAGGUGAUGUUCGAAGUAAUUGCGGCAGCGGCGCUUCUGCGUAAGCUCAUCCCAGAGCUUCGUGUCUGUGUCAUUAACGUGACGGACCUGAUGAUUCUUGAUAACGAGGGUGCGCAUCCGCAUGCCCUGUCCAACGAGGCAUUCGAUGGUCUCUUCACUUCCGACAAGCCCAUUCACUUCAAUUACCAUGGCUAUCCAGCUGAGCUGCAGGGCUUGCUCUUUGGUCGUCCCCGCCUUGAUCGCGUCAGUGUCGCCGGCUAUAUCGAAGAGGGUAGCACCACCACGCCUUUCGAUAUGAUGCUUGUCAACCGUGUCUCGCGUUUCCAUGUCGCCCAGCAUGCUAUUCGUGGUGCUGCCAAGGUAAAUGAGAAGGUCAGGGUGUAUCAGCAGGAGCUGAAUGCUCAGCUUGAGGAGAGUAUGAUCAGCACAAGGAAGUAUAUUGUGGAAAACCGGGAUGAUCCCGAGGGCAUUUAUGACAUGCCACAAUUCCACAGCUUCCACAAGCCGGCUGAGUCUGAGACAUUCUGGAAUAUUGCCCAGUAG
Molecule: messenger RNA, 2436 nt
Organism: Penicillium mononematosum
Lineage: Eukaryota; Fungi; Ascomycota; Eurotiomycetes; Eurotiales; Aspergillaceae
Product: putative phosphoketolase
Exons: 8
Coding region: 1-2436 (811 amino acids)
Biological process (GO): carbohydrate metabolic process
Molecular function (GO): aldehyde-lyase activity
Source: RefSeq, a predicted model, not a curated record